AUGACGGCGCCGAAGAUCGACGCUUCCGAAAUUCCUGCCCAAGAGGACGCGGUUGUCCCGUUGCUGCAAACUUCAGAUGAAAUAUCGACGGACUGCAAUUCAGUAUUUACCUCCGACGCGUCCCAGAGUACUGAGAUGGAGGGAAUCACAACUGGAUCGCCGGAAUCCUAUACUGCGACUGUGGAGCGGGCGGAGAACCAGAACACUGUCGAUGGUGACGAGCUCAAUAAUUCAUCCGAAUGCGUCGCCUCUGAAACCUCGGCGUCAUCGCUGGGACAGCUCGCAGCAGUUGAACAACAAACGGAAUCGCUCUUCCACAUCAAGGCUGUCUCCGAGAACAGCCUCGACAGCACAGGGCACGUGACGAACGACGAAACUCUCGAAGUCGCAGAAGCAACUCCCGGAAUAACCCCGAACGGCAUUCUGACCGAAAACGGCUGGAAAUCGGAAAGAUUAGAUUCAAGCGACAGAACCCAAGACGCGAAUGUUCCGCUAGCAGAGGCUCCGAAGAUUUCCCGAGUCAUACAGAAAAUCCUCACCAAGCCUCCUGUGGUGACGGAUUCGGGUUUCAAGGAAAACAGAGCGGUCUCCGCUGAAGGCUGCCGGAAUACCAGAUCCGUCAGAAGUCGCAGAAGCUUCGAGGACCCACAGUUUGGAAUCCUCGGAAAUCGGGAACGCGAAGGGUACUCUUGGAGGGAUCGAGACCCCGACAGUUCCACACGGAGCGUGAUCACUCAUUCGAGAUGUCGACGAUUUGGUAGCAGCCGACUAUCGGCUGUCUCUAGAGAAAACUCCUUCCCCUACCCGGAUAUGUAUGAUGAGACAAUCCAGAAGAAGAUAGGCAGCCCGCCCGCUUCUGAGGCUUCCUAUGUGGAGCCCUACUUAACAGAUUGUGCGAGUCCGAAUAUCGUUGACGCCGACGGGGACAUUCUCCUUCAAAGCGAUGACCUCCUCGCAGCCGACGUAGUCUCUCCGCAAUAUUUCGUGAUUCAGCUCAUCGUGAAACCCGGGGAGACGUUCCUCGGUCUAGACUUCGCACACAGACAGAGUAUCCAAGCGAUGUUGAGAACCUUGACCAGAAAAUCCUUGAGAGAGCUUCCCUUCCGCUCGCUUAAGAUCGACCAGGUAGUUCUCAUCGAACUAAUGAAAGAGCUGGUCCGAGGAAAAGUCGUCGAGAUCACUCGACACAAAGUUCAACUCAAUCUGCUAGACCAAUGCGGUGUAAGCUCCGCGACGAAAGUCUACCAUUGCCCGGAAGUGAUUGCGACGGCACGCCCGGCCUUGCAAGAAAUCCAGCUGCGUACCCCGAGGCGCAAAGUGUCCGUUGGCGCUUGCGUGUACAUCAAGUCCGGGAAGUACAUCGACAACGACCGCUUGGUCGCUUUUUCGCACGGUUAUAGCCCGGAGGGGGCUCAGGGAGGCCAUUUCAACUCACACUAGCCAAAUUAUUCUCUAUCAUCAUCGUCGCUGAUGGCUGGGUACGAAACUUGGGAUUCACAUUAGGUGAGCUCAGCCAGAACGCGGACGGCUCAUUUCAUCAGGGAGCGGACUGAUACCAGUAUGGGAUCGGAGGAGAUGAUCCCGCAAUCUAUUGUAAUCAUUAAUUUUUUCGUCGCAAGUUAUUUCGAAACUUCGCUUAUAUUUUAUCCGCGAAACACCCUGCGUAAA
Galendromus occidentalis (western predatory mite) is the source of this 1668-nucleotide messenger RNA. RefSeq lists its product as uncharacterized. Lineage: Eukaryota; Metazoa; Arthropoda; Arachnida; Mesostigmata; Phytoseiidae. The record is from RefSeq and is a predicted model, not a curated record. Bases 1 to 1440 code for a protein of 479 amino acids. The transcript has 3 exons.